Photinus pyralis (common eastern firefly) is the source of this 2182-nucleotide messenger RNA. RefSeq names its product cell division cycle protein 16 homolog. The record is from RefSeq and is a predicted model, not a curated record. The transcript is spliced from 11 exons. NCBI's taxonomy places the organism in Eukaryota, Metazoa, Arthropoda, Insecta, Coleoptera, Lampyridae. Gene Ontology annotation, biological process: cell division. Gene Ontology annotation, molecular function: protein binding. The coding region runs from base 162 to 2141 and encodes 659 amino acids.
GGUGCUUAAAAACAUUGUCGAAUCCCACAUACUUAUUCCUAUUCGUGCAAUGCAUAUAACGGCUAUGUGAUUGUUUUGUAAAUUGAGGUUAUGUUCAGUGAGGUCGUUAUCGAUUUAUGUUGAAGUUUUGUUUUGCCUGCUGAUAAUUCAAAAAAUAAUAGAUGCUACUUAAAAUGGCAGGAGACACAGACAUGGAAAUGAAGACUGUUUCAGUUGAUAAUAUCAACGUCGAUAACUAUAGAAAAUUGGUGCACACAUAUUUAAAUCUGCACGCUUAUAACACUGCGUUAUUUUGGGCAGAUAAAGUAGUUGCUUUAACGUCAGGUAACCCUAGAGAUAUUUAUUGGUUAGCCCAGUGCAUGUUCUUAUUAAAACAAUUUCAUCGUGCGGCCCACCUUUUACGCUCAAAGAAUCUGGAUAAGACCUACAUUUUAUGUAACUAUUUGACUGUUCGUUGUUUGUUCGAAGCGAAUGAAUUGAAUGAAGCCUUGAAAGUUUUAAAUUCAAUGGAUUUGGAGGUAUUUUUACAAGCUGGUAAUACUUCAUGUAACACGACCAUGGAUGCGGGAAUGUUUGAUGAUACUCCCAAAUAUCAAGUGCAGUCAUCUGUGCUUCUACUAAAGGGAAAAGUACUUGAAGCCAUGGACAAUCGCGGACUUGCUUCUGAAUGCUAUAAGCAAGCUUUGCAGUGUGAUGUGUACUGUUUUGAAGCAUUUGAUUCACUUAUACGUUAUCACAUGCUUUCGGCCGCCGAAGAACAAGAAUUACUAAAUUCGUUGCCAAUAUCUCAGCAAUGCACAGCAAUCGAAGCAGACGUACUGCGUACACUAUACAAAAGCAAAUUAAAAAAAUAUAAUACAAUUGUAGGCCUAAUACCUAGUAAAACGUGCAAACCAAUAUACAAUAACACACCUCUGCAAACGUCCUUGAUAGUAAUGCACCGCAAAUUUGUCAACAUUUCUGACACUCCCAAGACAAGUACAAUGAACUGCACUCCAAAUUCGGAAGUACGAACGGAUAAAGUGGAAGAUACAAAAUCAGACCAAAUGGUUUUAGAUUCGCCUGAAAAUGGUAUACAAGUUCGUUUGCAGCAAAGCUUGGACUUGGCCGUGUCGCAGGCUGAAUUAUUUUAUUAUAAUUGCGAUUAUGUUCAGUGUAGUAAGAUAACGGAGAGCAUAUUAAAAGAAGAUCCUUAUCAUGCAUCAUGUUUGCCAAUACAUAUAUCUUGUAUGGUGGAGUUGAAGCAGAGUAACAAAUUGUUUACAUUGGCUCAUAAUUUGGUCGAUCUCUAUCCUAAUCUAGCAAUAUCUUGGUUUGCCGUGGGGUGUUAUUAUUAUGUAAUUGGAAAACGAGACUCUGCAAGAAGAUUUUUAGCAAAGUCGACUAGUUUAGAUAGAUUAUUUGGUCCAGCGUGGCUGGCAUUUGGACAUUCUUUUGCCGUAGAAAAUGAACACGAUCAAGCCAUGGCCGCCUAUUUUAAAGCGUCACAAUUAAUGAAGGGCUGCCAUCUGCCCUUGUUAUACAUCGGAUUGGAGUGUGGUCUAACAAAUAAUGUUCGACUUGCUGAACGGUUUUUUCAACAAGCGCAAAUUAUAGCUCCUGAUGAUCCCUUUGUAAUGCAUGAAAUGGGCGUCAUUGCAUUUCAGAAUUUAGACUUUGAAAUGGCCGAAAGGCAUUUUCAAGAUGCAUUGACCAGAGUAAAACCAAUUAAAGACUCCAUUGUACCGGAACGUUGGGAACCCUUAUUGAAUAAUUUAGGGCAUACUUGUCGAAAGUUGAAGAAGUAUAGUGAUGCUUUGGAAUAUCAUCAUCAGGCUUUGGUUUUAUGUCCCCAAUCCGCUAGCACAUAUUCGGCUAUUGCUUAUGUGCAUUCGUUGAUGAACAAUAUUGAAGAUGCCGUACACUGGUUUCAUAAAGCACUUGGUUUAAGAAGAGAUGACACAUUUAGCACUACAAUGCUUAAUUAUGUAAUAGAGCAAUUAUCUAUGGAGCAACCUCCAUACCCUGAUGCCCCAGAUUAUAUACCAGAUUUUGAAAUUGCUACCAAUGCUGAAGAAGAUUCCACCACAAAUGAUAAUGUAGGGAAUGCCUCGGAACGUCAAAUUACUGCUAGUGAUAUGAGUAUUGAAGUGGACCUUUAAGAUGUUAAAAGUUUAAUAAUAUAUGAAUAUUUUGAAUUAAA